UGGGACACCUAGUGAAUGCAGAGGGUGUGCGGCCAGACCCGGAGAAGACAUCUGCCGUACAACAGUGGAAAACCCCCUCUACUGUCCAUCAAAUCACCAGCCGCUGCUCCAUUUGAAGACUGCGCGUCUUAGAGCUGUGGAACAACGAUGGAUUUCUCAAUUGGAGAACUAUGACUUUGACCUUAGGUACCGCCCUGGGAGGGAAAAUACUAAUGCGGAUGCUCUAUCCAGACAGGAGAUGGUGGAGGAAGUAUCGGUGCGUGUGGUCACCUACCGGCCCCCCGAUAAUGGAACAUCCUCACACUCCAUGGAACAGGAAGUGCAGGACCAAGAGUGGGGCUGGAGGCCUCAAAGAUGGAUUAAUCUACAAAGCACUGACCCCAACCUGGCUCGGCUGAGACUGCUCCUAAGUACCGGGACUAAACCCCCUGGACAAGCCUGUAAGAAGGAGCCAGCCGGAGUUCGAGAUUUAUUACAACAGUGGCCACGCCUGAGCUUGCUGGACGGUGUUCUGGUUCGUAGGAUGCAGGACUCUAAUACGCAAGAACUUUAUCAGCAGAUCGUGGUGCCUCUUUCGGAGAGACAGUCAGUGUGGGAAACCCUGCACACGAGUGCUGGGCACCUUGGGACAGAAAGGACUCUUUAUGCCCUACGAAGGAGAUUCUACUGGCCCCGAAUGGAAAGAUGCAAUCAAGAGUGGGUGGCCGCCUGUGAACGCUGCUCCCUAAGGAAAGCUCGCACCGAGGGGAGGGCUCCGCUGGUCCCCAUUGUGACAUCUGCUCCCCUGGAAGUUCUAGUGCAAGGCACAUGGGUGAACCAAGAACCAGUGAGUGUAGAAGAUUGGGUCCAAAGGCACCAUCAGCGUUUGGUAGGUGCUUAUCAAAAAGUUUCAACACAUGCUGCACAAGCAGCUGCACGGCAAGGAAAAUAUCAGAAAGGUACGCAGUUAGGUCCCUUGGUUCCAGGAGAACGGGUUCUGAUAAGAACCUUUAGACGGGGUAAUGGGGGUAAAUUAGCUGACCGUUGGGAGUCCAUGCCCCAUGUUGUAGUACAGCAGUUGCCCUCAGGGAUUCCUGUGUAUAGAUUAAAGCCGGAAGGGAAGGAAGGGCCCAUUCGCACUAUUCAUCGGAAUCGUCUGAGGCCAUGCCUCUUUCACCCAAAGCCAACCCCAGCAGCUGAGACGUCCCUGGCACAAACACCCGUUUCUGAUGAGCCGUGGCCCUUUUGGGCCAUUGAACCUGCACAACACUCUGGGGUGGGUCAUCAUGCUGUGGAAGUGGGAGGACUGGGGGGACGAGCAGUAGAUUUAGGAGAAGAGGCCAUUACAACUGCAGGCACACUCCGUAGGUCAACACGAACAAAUUUGGGAAAUCCUCCAGUUAGGUAUAGAUAAAGCAACAUUAAACAGGACAUGUAGUCACGAGGACGUGACUGUGAUCUAACAGGGAGGGGUGUCACGGGGGUACGUGGGUGUAAAGAGCAGGUUGCGGUAGGAACUGUAUGUGAGGGAAGCAUAGGUGAGGGAAGCAAUGGGGUGCUGCACUACACCAGCAAUUUGUCUACCAAUCCUGCAUUAAUUAUCCUGUAAUCAGUCAAUUCAAGGCAGCUGGUUUAUUUAGCGAUAGCGAGUAGGAGCCUCAAAAAUGGGGAGAGAGGAGAGAGUGUGGGAAGUUCCCCCGCCCUGGCUUUGCUGUUAUUUGUUACAGGAUUUCGGCGGAGUGCCGCGAGUUGCAGAGGAGAGUUUGGAAGCAGAGGGCCGAGGAACACCGUCUUUGGGGAAAGCGAGAGUGGAGACGUGACGUCUCGUGGGGAUCCCUCGUUAAUCAGCUGACGGAAGGCUGACUCAGGACAACAUAAACCAGCCGCGACUACAGUGGAGCAGUAACCAGUGUGGACAUACACCUCCUUCUGCGCAGCUGCCAGGGAGGAGAGAAGUGUGGAGCUUUCCUCCCUCAACGAGCUAAGUGGCCCUUCCUUGCCCUGUUAGUUUAGAUUAAGCAAGACUGUGCAUAUUCUACAAGUGGUGAGCAGUGUAUAGCGCCGCUAGCGUAGAAGGGCAGUAGCCUGCUAAUGACUGUAUGUUGGUUGUCUUGGUUAUUGAGCCUCCAUAUUCACGGUAGGCCUAUAGACAAUCUACAAGUGGCUGCCUACCUGACGGUGUGUGUGUGUGUGUGUGUGUGUGUGUGUGU
Molecule: messenger RNA, 2189 nt
Organism: Clupea harengus (Atlantic herring)
Lineage: Eukaryota; Metazoa; Chordata; Actinopteri; Clupeiformes; Clupeidae
Exons: 3
Coding region: 239-1393 (384 amino acids)
Source: RefSeq, a predicted model, not a curated record